Messenger RNA from Neltuma alba, 2833 nucleotides. RefSeq names its product mitogen-activated protein kinase 10. The transcript is spliced from 10 exons. Bases 877 to 2454 code for a protein of 525 amino acids. The record is from RefSeq and is a predicted model, not a curated record. Gene Ontology annotation, biological process: protein phosphorylation. Lineage: Eukaryota; Viridiplantae; Streptophyta; Magnoliopsida; Fabales; Fabaceae. Gene Ontology annotation, molecular function: MAP kinase activity; ATP binding.
GUAACUUGAACAAAUAUUAUUGCUUUUUGAAGUUCUGUCCGAAUAAUGGAGCUACCUUUUAUGACAAAUUGGAUCAACGGCUUGAUAAAGUCAUGUUUAUGUUGGUUGGUACUGGAAUUUUCGAUCCUCUGAAGCUAAUCGUUUGGAUAAGCCUCAGCCAAGUUGGUUCAUCGGGGUUUUCUGAGAUAUCAUUGCGUGCUAUAAUUUCUCUCAUCUUCUCUAUCUCUUACCGUCUUUUUUCUAUGACUAAGGGAGGAUUCAAUCCGUUGUUGAAAUUCUCACCCCAUCUUCGAGCUCUAGCUCUUAGAUAUGUGUUUUCCGUAUUUUGUCUCAACAGAAGAGAGCUUCCUCUAAUAGAUGGUUAUAAUUUAACCCGGCAUCAGAUCAGAGUUUUGUCUGUUGCUAUUUGUUUUUAUUAACGGUAAAUAUUAUUAACUAUAUUUUAAUUGCUCCCCUUUUUCCUGCUUUCCGCGUCUUUACCUCUGGUUAUGAUUCCUGUUCUUCUCGUCUCUGUUUCCUUUGAAACUUCCCUUGGGGUGUGAUUCCUUCUUCCCACUCAUGAGUGGCCAUUACUGAUCAUGAGUAAGAACUGCAUCUGAAUUCUAAAUGGCAAUCGAGUGCGAUAUAUAGAGUUCAACAGAGAUUGAAUUUUUCUCUGAAUAUGGGGAUGCCAACCGAUAUAAAAUUCAAGAAGUCAUUGGAAAAGGAAGUUAUGGCGUUGUUUGUUCAGCAAUUGACGCUCACACUGGUGAGAAAGUGGCAAUAAAGAAGAUACAUGACAUCUUUGAGCACAUCUCUGAUGCUGCCCGUAUUCUUCGUGAGAUAAAGCUGCUCAGACUUCUUCGACAUCCAGAUAUUGUUGAAAUUAAACACAUCAUGUUGCCUCCUUCUAGCAAGGACUUUAAAGAUAUUUAUGUUGUUUUUGAGCUUAUGGAGUCUGAUCUUCACCAAGUCAUUAAAGCUAAUGAUGACUUAACGAAAGAGCACUAUCAGUUUUUUCUUUACCAGCUACUUCGAGCAUUGAAGUAUAUUCACACUGCAAACGUCUAUCAUCGAGAUCUGAAACCAAAGAAUAUAUUGGCCAACGCAAACUGUAAACUCAAAAUCUGUGAUUUUGGGUUAGCUAGAGUUGCCUUCAGUGACUCGCCAACUACUAUAUUUUGGACGGAUUAUGUUGCCACAAGAUGGUAUAGAGCUCCAGAGCUUUGUGGAUCAUUUUACUCAAAGUAUACACCGGCAAUUGAUAUCUGGAGUAUAGGUUGCAUCUUUGCAGAAGUUCUUACAGGAAAACCACUUUUUCCUGGUAAAAAUGUCGUCCAUCAGUUGGAUCUGAUGACUGAUCUGCUUGGGACUCCCUCACUGGAUACAAUAUCUCGGGUUCGUAAUGAUAAGGCGAGGAGAUAUUUGACUAGCAUGAGGAAAAAGCAACCUGUGCCAUUUUCACAAAAAUUUCCUAAUGCAGAUCCUUUAGCUUUACGGUUACUGGAAAGAUUGCUUGCUUUUGAUCCGAAAGACCGGCCUACUGCUGAAGAGGCACUGGCUGAUCCUUACUUCAAGGGAUUGGCAAAGGUUGAGAGGGAACCGUCCUGCCAGCCUAUCAGUAAAAUGGAGUUUGAGUUUGAAAGGCGGAGAGUUACAAAGGAGGAAAUACGAGAGUUAAUUUUCCGUGAGAUUCUGGAGUAUCAUCCACAACUGUUGAAAGACUACAUAAAUGGAACAGAGAGACCUAAUUUUCUUUAUCCGAGUGCUGUUGAUCACUUCAGGAAGCAAUUUGUUCAUCUUGAGGAAAAUAAUGGUAAAAAUGGCCCCAUGCCUCUUGAAAGAAAGCACGUUUCUCUUCCAAGGUCAACGGUUGUGCAUUCAAAUAUGGUUGCACCAAAAGAGCAAUCAGAUGUCAAUUCCAGCAAGAACAGGCAAACAUCUGAGGAAUAUAAUAGGAACCCCAGAGACACAGAAAUUUCUGUUACAAGGUCAAUGCAGGGGCAGCUGAGAGUCCCAAUGGCAAAACCCGGAAAAGUAGUUGGGCCGGUUGUUCCUUACGAGUAUGCGAGUGUGGUCAAGGACUCGUAUGAUCCAAGGACAUUUAUCAGAGGUUCUAUGCUUCCUUCUCAAGCUGUUCACCCUGCUUAUUAUUACCACAGAUCGAGUUCUGGAAAUCAAGAAAGGUCAGCUACAACAGAGUCUGAUAAGGGUGUAUCUGUGCAAGCCAAACGUGCACAUUCUGAAGUUCGUGCCAAAAUAGCUCCAGAUAUAGCUAUUAAUAUUGAUACAAACCCUUUUUUUAUGACACGGGCAGGAGUGAACGGCAUCGAACAGGAUGAUCGAAUAGCAGCUAUGGACACGAAUCUAAUACCAACGAAGGCUCAAUAUGGUCGGAUUGGUGCCACCACGACGGCAACUACUGCUCAUAGAAAGGUUGGUCCUGUCCAGUAUGGCAUGACUGGUAUGUUUUAGGAGUUAUCAAGUGGAUUUUGGCCAAAAAACAAAAAAAAGUGGAUAUUUUGGCCAAUGAGGGAGAAAUCGUUUUAGGGAAAGGUCCUUUAUGGGGGAGGGCGCUUGGGUCUCUCGUAGGUUCUGUAAAAUAAGGGUGAGCGAGGCCGUGAGGCAGCCAUUCCCUUCGAAGAGCCUGCUUUCUCUGGUCAAGAGAUGCUUUAGACUUUGGUAAGAAGCUGUAUAAUUGGAAUUGACUCCUACUUAUUGAGAUCCUCUUUCAUAUCUCCCUCUCUGCCUCUCUCCACUCAAUUAUGAUUAAUAAAAAGGAUGAAUUGUAUGUAAAUUUCUUUAGUAUUUCUUAUGAAGUUCCUUAAAGAGUGUCGCAUGAAAAUUCAAUCUA